Vigna umbellata (rice bean) is the source of this 1474-nucleotide messenger RNA. The record is from RefSeq and is a predicted model, not a curated record. Lineage: Eukaryota; Viridiplantae; Streptophyta; Magnoliopsida; Fabales; Fabaceae.
AUGACUGCUCAUUUUCAACGUGCUCGCGCUGCUCGGUUGACACUCCUCAAUCAUGUGUGCCAAACUCCUUUGUUUAUGCCUGUGGGCACACAAGGAACAAUAAAGGGAUUGACAAAUAGUCAGCUUGAGGAUAUAGGUUGCCAAAUAAUACUUGGAAAUACUUAUCACUUGGCCCUUCGACCUAUUCGGCUUCUUGAUGAAGUUGGUGGCCUUCAUAAUUUUAUGAAUUGGCAAAGGGGUCUGCUUACAGAUUCUGGUGGCUUUCAAAUGGUUUCGCUGUUGCAUCUUGCUGACAUCACAGAAAAAGGUGUGACAUUUCAGUCACCGGUUGAUGGAAAGCCGAUGCUUCUAACACCAGAGGAAUCAAUUCAAAUCCAAAACAGAAUUGGAGCAGAUAUCAUUAUGGCUCUUGAUGAUGUUGUAAAGACCACCAUUACUGGUCCACGAGUUGAGGAAGCUAUGUAUCGAACACUUAGAUGGAUAGACAGAUGUAUAGCAGCUCACAAGAGACCUCAUGAUCAAAACUUAUUUGAUAUUGUUCAAGGUGGUUUAGAUCCUAUAUUGAGGGAUAUCUGUGCUAAGGGUUUGGUGGAGCGCAAUUUGCCUGGCUAUGCUAUUGGUGGUCUUUCAGGCGGUGAAGAUAAAAAUUCAUUUUGGCGAGUUGUUGCUCAGUGCACUGCUGCUUUGCCAGAGGAUAAACCACGAUAUGUUAUGGGAGUUGGUUAUCCUCUUGAUAUUGUUGUUUGUAGUGCUUUGGGUGCUGAUAUGUAUGACUGCGUGUAUCCCACCCGUACAGCACGCUUUGGCACUGCUCUCAUUCCUGAGGGAGUAUUGAAAUUAAAACACAAAGCAAUGGCUGAAGACACGCGUCCAAUUGAUCCCACUUGCCCUUGUAUGGUUUGCAAGAACUAUACCAGGGCUUACAUCCAUUGCCUUGUGACAAAAGAUGCAAUGGGAUCUCAGCUUUUGUCGUAUCAUAAUUUAUACUACAUGCUGCAGCUCAGUAGGAAUCUACACUUUUCAAUAGUUGAAGGAAGGUUUCCAGAGUUUGUAUGUGACUUUCUACACAAAAUGUUUCCGAAAGGUGAUGUUCCUGAAUGGGUCUGCAAUGCUAUGGAGGUGGCUGGAAUCGACAUUUCUUCCUGCUGUGCUCCAUUUUCAUCAUGCGAAGAAUCUGUUUCUAAAAGCAUGCCCGAAGAAGUUAUUUUAGCGGGGUAAAAAUGAUACAGAGAUGAAUAGAAUCAAAAGUUACAUUGAAUAGAUACAGUGUAGUUUACUAUGAUUUCUUGCGGCAUAAAUUUUGUAUUCUGCUUAUGCCGCCACAGUAAAAAGUAUGAAAGGUUAGGAUUAUAAUUUAUACUAUAUCCCUUUAGGUUCUUCUUUAUCACGCAUAUGAAGAUUCGUCUUGUAUGCUAUAGAAUGUAACACGAUGUAUUGUUUUUGUUUCCGAAGUACAGUUAGUGAGACAUUAUCU